AUGACGUGGCUUAUGGUGCUGCGUUAAAGCCUAUUGGUACGAACUUGCCACAGAGACCCCAUCCCCGUUCGCUGUCAUUUCUAGCUUAUAUUCGGUCAGACGUUGUUGUGUUAAACGUUACACAGUUAUAAACGGGUAAGCCACCGGACAACUUCACUGGUUCAAGAUGAGGCGCGCCGGUUUGGGCGAAGGAGGCCCUGGGAAUUAUGUGGCGAGUGGAUACAGUGUGUAUGAAGAGGAGAAUGAACAUCUACAGGAGGGGCUGAGAGCUAAAGUCACCGCUUUGAAAAGUCUGUCUAUCGACAUUGGAACGGAAGUCAAAUACCAGAAUACAAUGCUGAGUGAUAUGGACACAGACUUUGACUCAACAGGCGGCCUGCUAGGUGCUACUAUCGGCAGAGUGAAGCAGCUGUCCAGAGGCAGUCAGGCCAAGCUGCUGUGCUACAUGCUGCUCUUCUGCCUUUUCGUCUUCUUUGUCCUGUACUGGUUCAUGAAGCUGAGGUGAUAGGCGGGCCCUGUUGGCCUCCUAACUCCCCUUCAUCCACAGUUUGUGUCGUGCUGAUGAGCCUCAAAACUAGACCCACGUAAUGUUGAUCAGGAGAGGCAGGGAUGUUUUUGUUUCAAGUGUCUCAGCUUUACAUGUACCCACAUCUCCAAGUAUUUCAUGAAUAAAAACCCCAAAAUUGAGUCAUGAAAGAACUCCUACUGAUGCUGUGAGAUGGAACCCCAAAAAGUGAAAUGGGUCUAAGAUGAUUAAUGACCAUGUGAAGUAGGAUUUGUGUACUGUAUAUGUAUAUCUGAAGCAGACACGGACAGUACAUGUAUGUGCUUGAUAGCCCAAUUUAGCUGGAUGAGAAGAUGAGACCUAACAUUGAAUGUGUAACUGUAGAAGAUAUUCCCCAUUGCUGGACUAAAAGGAUUAUCUUACUUUAUCGAGAUACUAUGGUGUCAAAAAGCUAAAUGCAGUCGGGGGCACAUUAUGAGAGAUGUGAUAAGAGUGAUUAAUUGGCAAAUGUGUUGAUACAAUGUUGUGUUAAAAGUGAUUAAGUUAUAGAAUGCUACUUGAAGCAAAUAAUCUAGUGUUUUUGCUUUUAAGAAUGAAUGGAUGUAUUACAGCAGUUGGCAGCCAUUCAAAAAUGAAUAACUGUUCUUUAUUUUAUUUUGGUUGUAAAAAUGUUUUUUUAUGUAAAUAAACACAUUUUAUGCUCUGAAUUAACCAGUAUGAGUGUGCUACUUACACAUAUAGAGAAUGCAUUACAAACAUUAAAACAACUGGUAUUUUACUCUUUUAUAAAUUUGUCAAUAACAAAUAAAACAAUAAAAUCUU
Anarrhichthys ocellatus (wolf-eel) is the source of this 1327-nucleotide messenger RNA. It is a transcript of the gene bet1, whose product is annotated as Bet1 golgi vesicular membrane trafficking protein. Bases 167 to 505 code for a protein of 112 amino acids. Lineage: Eukaryota; Metazoa; Chordata; Actinopteri; Perciformes; Anarhichadidae. The record is from RefSeq and is a predicted model, not a curated record. The transcript has 4 exons.